Messenger RNA from Linum tenue, 1429 nucleotides. NCBI's taxonomy places the organism in Eukaryota, Viridiplantae, Streptophyta, Magnoliopsida, Malpighiales, Linaceae. The record is from the annotation of a GenBank genome assembly.
AUGUCAUUCUACAUGACAUACGCGGGCAGGCUGUCCUACGCUGUAGGCGCCUUUGUCGCCGGAGUGGCAGCCAACCGGCACGGCAGGAAGUACAUUUUUGUCGCUGGAGGCGUGGUUUACAUAAUAGGGGCAUUGGUCGCGGCCUUCACGACCAACUUUGUUGCGUCGUCGUUGGGACGUGUGGCUGGUGGUUUCGGCAUUGGGAUGGGUCUCCUUGUGGGACCCAUCUACAUCGCCGAGACGGCACCCUCGACUACUCGUGGUUACCACGGUACCUUUCCUCAGGUACUGAUGGCAGUGGGGACGAUAACGGCCUACCUUCUGGAAUUGGCACUCGUUCGGGUUCCACGACACGUAGCAUGGAGGGUGAUGGCGGGGGCUCUCACGCUACCCACCGGGUUCUUCACCUACUUUGUCUUCUCGCGUUGGUUCUCUGACACGCCGUGCUGGCUAAUGAUGAUCGGUCAGGUUAGGCUCGCCGAGGAAUUGAUGGAGCGGUGUGGGGCCACAGGCGCGGAGCCUUGGGAUAGGAGGGAGCAGCUGGAGCACGUUGCUGGGUUCCCCUAUCGCUCCAUAGUCGAUCCACGUCGGGUGGAUCUGUUCCCGGGUCGGAUCACCGGGUUCUGGGCCCAGGUGGAGGACCAGUUUGGUUCCCAGGUUCGAGACCUGUGUAGCACCACGGUCUUGCUCGUCGCCCAAGAGGUGACGUGCGAGCAGAUGGCUCUCCACCUCGUACCCAUCAUCCUCGUACGGAACGGGUUUGGAUCGCUGCCGUCCUUCUCGGUUGUACUGAUGGUGCUUGCCUGUGCCAAGCUGAUCGCGACGACGGCCUCGUUGCACGGAGUGGGGAGGUCGAUGGCAGGGCGGAGGCGGCUGCUGCUUGCGGGGAUGGGGCUAGCCGGAUGCUCCUUGGGGUUGCUCGCCGGGACGAGUUUUGCCGAUGCGCAUGAGCGCAUUGGUCGCGGAGCAGCGUUUGUGCUGUUGAGCUUCGAGAUCUUUGCACUGCAGGCGGCGAUUGGGAUCGCAGUGGGGCCCAUACCCUGGAUGUACGGUCCAGAGUUGUUCCCGCUUGCCGUGCGAGCGCCCAGUGUUGGCCUUUGCCUCACGCUCAAGUUUUUGUCUACUCUACUGUUUAACUGGGCUCUCGGUGGUUUUGUACUGUACUCCACUUUUGAUAGAGUCUGGUUAGGCUUUUUGAUAGCUUUUGGGCUCACCGUAGUUAGUUUCUUGGUUUCUUUUAGAUUGGCUAGAGACACUACUUGUCGAGUGUUGGUAGAUGAUCCGUAGACUGUAGUUGUUCUUUUUUUCCUUCUCUUUUUUUUUUAUUAUCAAUUUAGGUGUAAGAUAUUCAUUCAUUCCUUUUGGAGUAUCUACACAUAAUAUAACUAGUUUUUUACCCGCCCGUUGGGCGGUGUAUUUUGUUUGGUUA